GAGCUCGCAUUUUUCGGAUGCACGAUUCGAUGACACGCGCGUCGAUAUCGGCGCCCGCGUCUCCGUGCAUCUUCCACGUAACACGUCGCGACAGGAACGUAAAUGUGGGGCAAAUCGAAACUGCAAUUAUCCGACAUUGACUGCGUUGCCGGGGGUCGGGGGUAUUUUUAAUCCCCCCGGCAACGGUGGGCAGAGAGGCGCGGGGCGCGGGCGACCUGCGAGCUUGACGUCAAAGCGGACUAGGCGCGGAUGAUUUGCUUCGCGUACACGUAUAUAUACUUGGACAAGCACACCGCUACGGCGAAGCUCCUUUAUCUGUCUCUCUCUCUUUCUCUCUCUCUCUCUCUCUCUCUCUCUCUCUCUCUCUCUCUCUCUCGAGUGAUCGAUCGGUCACCGCCUUCCACUCGCGAUCAUCCUCUCCCUCGCGACAUAUAUUUUUCUUCGUAUUUCAACCCGCGCGACGGCCGCAUCUCCCCUCGCGAUGAUCGAUGGUCGCGCGGCCUUGAGAUCAUUUGUUCACGCGGCGGAAUAUCGAUAAUUUUAGUUAUACGCGCGCUGCUGUCCCGUUAAAUUAUGCUCCUUCGUCUCGGUCCGGGUCGAAGAGGAGAAAAAAGCGAUUGGCCGUGAAGGGAGCAGGGGAGAGCGCGAAAGGAAGAGGAAGAGAAAGAGGGAGACUCGGAGAGGAGUUACGCGACGAAUGUGGGCGAUACGAUGUUAGGUCGGGGUGUUUGGCCGCGAUUGAUCGUCGUCAUGAGGAGAGCUCGUCACCGACGAUAGGGCAACAAUGAAGUAAUCAUUGCAGGGUUAGUGAUGUCGAAAACCGUGGAACACUAGUCACAGGAGAUAGUCCAUUAAGACCCGCUGUCAAAGUGCCUGUCCAUAUUCCCGCGGUGACAAAUGUCAGCGAGGAUGAGCGUAAAAGACAAGGGAGGCAUAAUCGUUUAUCGUAAGUCACUCGCGACUUACGCGGGCCCAACGGCGUAGCCGUUUUACGUGUCUCUCUCCCGCUCUCUCGCUCGGAAGUCGGACAAUUGCGCCGACGUGAAGAACCGCGCGCGUUCGCGCGACGUCUGGGAAUCUUCUCACUCUCCGUCCGCGUUCGUUCGCGUCCACCGACGCUCGCGCAAUCGUACAUUUUUUUUUGUUCAAAAUCCAUUCGCGAAACGAAAAGAUAAGGAUUUCUCCCUGUCGCCCUCUUAGAAAAAACAGAUUUGUCCAAUUUAAUAGCCGUGUUAUGCGUGCGCGACUCAGAAGAUUUUCGUAGAUCCAAUCGUAUUAUAAGGAUAUUCAUCUAGAAAACUUGCCCGGUGCGAAGAGCGAUGUUUCACGACGGACGAGCGAACGGACUUGGACUUGGCAUUUUCACGGAGCAGGAGUCUGGAUUUAUACAAACGUCUCCUCUCCCCUACCUUCCGCAACAUGCACAUGCGUACGGGGGUGCCGCGCCCCCCGACGGCGACGCCUUUGACAGUUGGCGUCUUCCUACGAGUUACAAGGAGAGCUGCCCGGCCGAACAAUGAUCCCGAAAUGUCGCCGCGCUCGUUCGGGUAAACCGGUCUUUAAGAGGCGAGCGAGGAGAUCGAACCCGUGUCACUGUGCCUGUCUCCGUACCGACCACUCGCUUAUUUUCGGUCCGUCCGAAUUUCAAUGGCAAGCGACGCUGGCAACCCGCCAGCGGCGCCCCAGCGCGACCCAGCGCGCUCUUGCCUUUCCGGCGACGCCUUCGUCGACGCAGGUCCAUUCUCGGAUGCCUCGUCUUAAUGAGGUGUCGAUGCUCUCCCGAAAUCGACACCGCGGACGUCGCCGUCGCGGGCGACCGCCGCAUAUCGCAUAGCGCGAAAUCGCACGGCGAAAUGUAUAUAUAACCCACGGAAAAUAAUUGACGAUCCGCCGGCAAUUUGAUUUUCACAGCCGCGUAAAAUCGAUCGGCGGAUUAGCGGCCGCGAUGAAUAUUUAAUAGGACAUGAUUGGCAUAGAGAUUGAAGGGUCGCUCAUGAUUUGUACAUUAUCGAAGCGAAACGUGUAAAUGGCGGAUGAAUAGUGCAGCGGCACCGUAAAACAAUAUGUUGGAGUUGAUAGGCUAUCAACGUUAAUACGUAACCUACGCAAUUGUAUACUCAUUAUGCACUACCUGUGUGUUGGGACGGCGUAAAUCGGACGGCGGCAUGUUUUCUCAGCGGCUCACAACGAUGUUUGAAAUUGCUAACGUAUCUCGUUUAAAUUGUAAGCGCGUCCGCACAGGCAGAAAUUCGCAAUAAGAUGGCCAACGAGAUUUCGAUUCUAGUACUCGGACUAGUCGUCUAAUGGCGCUCGAUGCGCUACGCCCGUUCGUCGAUUUCUAUGGUGUCGCCUGACGAUGGAAACGCGUCGAUUCGUAGUCGUGGAUAUGAGGAGCCACCAUGAAUUCUACUUCUUGACUGCACUCUCUGCACCUCUCGAGAUCCAUUUUCCUUCUCUUUCCCUUCUAUCGCAAAUGCUUGUUUGAUUUCAAGUGCAGGGAGUGUGCCGUGGUGCAAUUGAAAAGAACAGUAGUGACAAACAUUCAGUCGCGCCAAACCGAAACUGUCCGUUACAAAUUUGUGCAAACUGAAUUUCGAUCUUUUAUAAUUAUUUGAGAUCGUAAUGGAUUAUUGUGAAAUUCGGGAUUUAUUGGAAUUUUGAUGCUGCGUUCGCUAAUUGGUAUCUUGAAUAAUUACGAGCGUAAAUAUAUGACAAUGCGGUAAUAACGUGUAAUUAUCGCUGAUAUUUGUUAGAAUAAAAAUAUCUUUGCAAACUCCCGUGCAUAAUGAAUAGUCUGUAGAGCUCCGAUUAAUUUUAUUGUUGGUCGAUUGUGCGAUUGUGGUUUUCCACCCACCUGUUGAGCCGCAACUGUUACAGAUGUUCAUGCAACAUGGGGUUGUUGUAGAGGCAUUCUACAGUGAAAUCCCAAUGUCAGAUAAAAUGUUUGUUUAUUCGACGUGUAUCGUUCGAUAGAUUAAUGGAAGACUGUACUAAUAUACAUCCAUUAAAAAUACACGAGAUUGGUUAAGACACAAUAUGACCUGGCUUUUGUUUUUCACCAUUCAAAUUGUAUCAGCCAGUAUUGGCAACAUGGUUUUGAGAGAUUUAGGUGAAAAGGAAUAUUCUUUGCUGAAAGCAAAAUCAUUAUCACAGCAUGGAACAUGUUGGCAUGCUGCGCUCCAAACCUUGAAAAAUAAUUGUGAUAAAUUGAAUGAUCAUGAGCAUUCUCUUCUUGCUUUGCACUUAGCAAAUUGUUUCUUAGAAGAUUCUGGACAUAAUACUUAUGACUGUCAUCUUAGUCAAUCAGAAAAUGAGCGUCGUACAUGCAUCAGUAAUAUGGUAGACCGAGCGUUCAAUGUUUAUAAUGAAUUUUACACACAUGCAACUCACAUUUGUUUCUUCUUGAAUCAUGAAGCUUGGCAAGCUGAAGUUGAUAAUACCAUAAAAUUAUUGUUUCAAGUAUCUUCUCGAAUGAAGGAUCAACUUUUGGAAGCAUCACAAAUGCAGGGUAUUAUAUUGAACAGUCAGAAGGAAGGACUACGAGUCCAAAAUGAACUUUUGAAUCAUGGUAAAGAACUUGGAUCUGUACUGAAGACUUCAUCCGAGACAGUUAACAAUAUGGUGUUAGAUUUCAAAGAAUCAUCUAAAGAUCAGAGAGAGUUGCUCUAUGAAAUCUUCUCUUACAUGCGUACCUUUCAAAGCUGGAUUAUAGGAGAAGUCUCCUGGUUUCAAUCCAUUAUAUUUUACACAGUCAGCUGUAUUCUUUGUGCACUAUUCAGUUCUUCCAGAAGAACUGUUGACGCGCGUGUUACGCUGUUUACUAUUUUAAGCUUGAAUAUAGUGGCUGAGAGAAUAUUGGUACAAUAUUAUGAUAAUAUUGUACAUCAGUCUCCAGAUGAUAAGGCACAACUCUUGAGUACAACAUGGUUGUACAGGAAAAUUGCUUUAACACUCUGCGCUAUAACAUUAAUUUGUACAUACUAUUAUUAUAAAGAUGGACAUGUGGAAAAUUUUAAAGCCUUACAGAGAAUAGAGCAACAGUUGGAUGUCAUACAAAAGAGUACAAUCGUCGGCAAUAGUACUGAACAAAUUCGUUACUCAAAGCGACUCGCGUUGAAGCGAUUACAUACAGCUUCUAGCAAACGGGAUGUUACAAACAUCAUAAAUCCUGAAUAAUCGUAUUAAUUAAAAAGUAUUUGUAAAAGAUAGCUUCUCUUGCUGCAUCAGUGUAUGAUAAAGGUAAGGAUGAUAUGUUUAUAAUAAAAAGUAUUUAGA
Harpegnathos saltator (Jerdon's jumping ant) is the source of this 4275-nucleotide messenger RNA. RefSeq lists its product as uncharacterized. NCBI's taxonomy places the organism in Eukaryota, Metazoa, Arthropoda, Insecta, Hymenoptera, Formicidae. The transcript is spliced from 7 exons. The record is from RefSeq and is a predicted model, not a curated record. The coding region runs from base 3037 to 4176 and encodes 379 amino acids.